AUGGAAAACUUUUUCACGAAAAAAGUACAAAACGUAUUUGCAAUUUUGAAGAGAAGCAACAAGGAGGAGGGAGGCACCACGCAUCACGAAACGAAAGAGAUUAAAUCUGAUGAGGCGGGAACAGAUGGCAAGAAAAAAAGCCCCUCUCCCAAACUGCCUACAGAAAAGGACCCGAAAAAAGAGCCAAAGAGAAAACUCAACAAUGAGCCAACCACCGGUAGCAACAAAAAGGAAACCCCAUCCACGGAGGCAAGAGAUAACGACCAUAGCGUAAUUAAAAAACGCAAGUUAAUAAAAUUGCACAACAAGGAUAAUGUGUACCUAAUUGACAAUUUUAUUAAUAUAAAGAAAUGCAGUGAUGCGAAUAAUGCCAGUGGGAGGGACGCGAAGAAGAGUGGAGCGGCCCUUCCGCCGACGGAUGCCGCUGCUAGCGCUGCUACCUCGGUCAUCGCUCCCACCGCUGCCACCACUGCCAGUAGGGCCACGUUGAACACCCCCAACAUUUGCAACUUACUGUCGAUCAAGAAGGACGAAGGUGACAAGAAAGCCAAAGCGCAGGAGGCGCGCCUUAUUAAUAGCAACGCGCGAAGUGCAGGGGGGCUCGAACAGACGCUAGCCAACCACCCCCCAGAACAGAGCGAAACGGGGAAUAACCCAAAAAAGGGAAAGAUUACCAGUUUAGUCCCCACGACGAACAUAUGCACAAAGGAGGAAGGAGAAGAAAGGGAAAAGAACUCAACCGAGAUGAAAAAGAACAACCAGAAGGAAGAGCAAACCGAUCAAGCCCUUUUAAAAAGCAUGAAUGAUAAAAAAAGUGAAACGAAAAAGCAAAAAAACAGUCAUUUUUUAAGUAACUCAAAUAAUGAUAGCCAAAGAGAGAAUUCACUUGUUGCGAAAAAUAGCGGAGGGGAGAAGAGGGUUAACCGAAUUGAUGAAAUGUUUAAAAAUCUUAUAGAAGAGAGUAGGAAGAAAGACAAACUGUUAAGCAACCCCGAUAGUGGUGGCAAUGCACCUUGUCAGGCAAACCAUAUUAACCACCCCGAUGGGGGAAGUGCCCUAGAGGAGAAUAAAAACGAACAACACUUGGAAGAUGAGCCUGCGAAAGGGGUGGAUGAGGGUAACCCUAAUGAUAACACCGCAAUAAGUAGUGCCAACGGUAAAAUCGUGACGCAGGAAACGUUACUUAAAGAUGGCGAACCUGGUGAGGAAGGGGAGAAGGGAGGUUCCCCCACCCAUGGGGAGAAACUCCAAAGGGAUGAGCCUCUCCAGUUCAACGGCGGUCAUGCUACUAUCGGGUCGGCCAAAACGGACAGUCCCGCCCCCAGCCGAAGUAGCAGCGUGGGGAGCGCCGCUGGAAGAAGCCCUCAUAGUUGCUUUGGUAGCCGCGUUGGCAGCCACUCUGGUAGCCGGUCUUCCAGCCCAUGUAAGGACACCAAGCCAACGGGGGAGAGCCAACCCGAGGAGCACUCCCCCCUGUGCGGGGACGACAAGAGCACCUCCGAAGCUGAGGGCGCGACUCCAGGGGAACCCCCCUGCGACACGAGCGAAGCGGAAGAGGCAGACAGUUUGAAGAUAAAGUUCCCCCAGUUUGCAAUGGACCAAAGCAAAAGUCUAAUAAACGAAACAAAUGAAUUUUUCAAAAUGUACGAUUUGAACCUUAAAGUGGAAUGCCUACCGAUUGGCAUCUCCAAUGAUUUAAAAUUAUUAAUGGAAAAAAAAAAAAAAUUUGUUUGCAUAAUUAAUGAUUAUAAGAAUGAGUUGAGACAGAGGAGGAGUCACUCCAGAAGGGAAGAAAAAAACGCAAAGGGGAGGGACCCACUCGGGGGUCAACUGCAAACGGUGGUGGAGGCAGCAUCGGUGGGAGUACUCAAUUUAGAGAAGCAGGCAAAUGAGGCCACCCCAGGGAAGUGCCCACCACACGAAGGUGAUGAUGAUGGUGAUGAUGGUGAUGAUGGUGAUGAUGGUGAUGAUAAUAAUAAUACUAAUAAUGGUGUAACGCGUGACGAUUUUGAAAAUGUGAAUGAACCCUCUGUGAGCCCCAAGAUGGAGGGAGUAAAGCCCGAACCGCCAACCAUGGAAAGUAAAACCCCCCUUAACAACUGCGAAAUGGGGACUGAUCAGCACGAUGUAGAGUCUUUGCCAGAUGGUAGGAACCGCUCUUCCGUCAAAGACACGGCCAAUCAUGAGCAAGACGAACUUAAUGAGGAGGAAGUGAAAAAAGGUAGCAACCACCUGGAGGGAAGGAAGAAAAGAAAGGGAGAGGAGAAGAAACUCGAAAAGGGGGGUGCCUCGUACGACAACUUGAACUACCUCAGUGAUGACGAUAAGGAGUUCGUGGAGAGGGAGCACAGAAAAUUUUUGACCCUUUUGGAGAGGGUGAAUAGGGGAGGAAGCCAACCAGGGGAAGAGCAGCAGCAGGGGGGAGGAAGCCAACCAGGUGAAGAGCAGCAACCGGGGGGAGAAAGCCAACCCGAUGAGGAACAGCAACAGGGGGGAGGAAGCCAGCCAGAUGGAGAGCAACAAUUGGGGGGAGGAAGUCAACCAGGUGAAAAACAGCAGCCUGGCGAAAGUAACCACUUGGAGCCCGCCCCCCAAGUGGAGGCCGCAGAAGCCGAGGUAACAAAGAAACAGUUCAUCAAACACCUGAUGCGAAGUCUAACAGAGGAUUGCAGCGAGGAAAAGAACUACGCCCAGCAGAAGGAGAUAAAAGACGAAGAAACGAAAUUCGAAAAAAUGAAAGAAACAAUAAGACGAAUAAAAAUAAAAGAAAAAAAAAUCGAUGUGCUCCUAAGCAGCAGUAAGAGCCUUUUUAACUACACCAACAUGUACAGGCGACGACAAAUUUUACACGAAAAAAUGUUAAUGAAUUGGAGUUACGUGCAAAGUUGGGUGAAUAAAAAAAACGACGUAAGAAAUAGGAACCUGCCAUUUCAACUGCUAGAAUUGGAUAAAGAGUUAACGAAAAGUGUCCCCAAAGCUUAUGAUGAUAUUUUGCUGGACCAUUUUUCAGGCAUCAUAAUUACGCUAAAUACAACCUCGUUCGAAACGGCUGUGGAUGGAAAUGCAAUUCAUCUUACGAAGGUCGUUUGUGGCUGUCUAAUUGAGUACUUAGGUACCUCCGAGAUGAAUAUAAAAUGUAUAUGGGCCCAUCCCUUUUUGAAUGCAAAAUCGACUUACUACAUUUUAAGCGCUUUUCUUCCUAGAGUCAUUUUGGAGGCAUUCCUAAAUUGUAGGACACCCUCAGAGAAGGAGGCUCCUCCCAACGAGUUGAUGGACUCUUCCCGUUUUGAAGAAGAACACACGGAGGAUGGGACCCCCGGGGAAAUGACCCAAUCGAAAAAGAAGAAAAGCUUUUACGAUAGGCUACACCAACUUAGGGAAAGUGACUCCAAUGAAGGGCAAAAGAAGAAGAAAAAAAAAGAAAAAAAAAUCGAUAAUGAUCACACAAAUGAGGAGGAAGAUGCCUUUUUUAGCAAUUUCGCCAUGCAGCAGUACCCCGCAACGUACUUCCUAAAUUUUAGUAAAGACUGCGCUGAGCUUCUACAAAACGUCGACGGUUUUAGUGGUGAAGCAGAGAGGAAGAGUGGAGAAGGAAGCGGGCAGUACAGUUACCCCACCUGGGGGGGGGAGGAGGAGGACUCCUUACAUGGGGAAGAUCUCCCUUGUGUACAGCACAGACAAGAUAGCGAACCAGAUGGAAAAAACAAAUCGGGAGCAAACCAGGCAGAUAAGUUCCUACACAUCAUCUUCAGCGAUAUUGACAUUUUCCCCAGGCAGUGCUACCUUCUUCUCUGCUCCUACAAAUACAUGUGCUUGAAUAUGCACUACGACACGGACUGCUAUUCUGUGCACCACGAUCUGAAUUUAAAAAAUACUCAAAAGGGAAACGUCGGGAAGAAUACCGAGCUGUCCAAUUUGUGCCCCUGCACGUCGGUGAGAAAUGUCUCCUCGGAUACGGAGGACUCGUACGAGCGGAUUAUCGGGUGCAGCGAGCUGUACAUGUACUACAUGAUCCCGAAACGGGAGGAACGCGAGCGACUGGGGCUGCUCGAAAGGAACGGGUGGAGAGACCUAAUCCCAAGCACCUUUGAUGAAGACAUAAGCGAAAAUAUUUCCAGCAUUGUGAAAACGAGGACCAGCAUAAGUAGCCUCUAUGAGCAUAUAUCCACACAGAACAAACAGAAUGAAAAGAAUUACACCACGGCGUAUAUAAAUAAAUACGAGUGGUGUGGCCUCAAAAUAAAGGACAUUCGGAACAUGAUGAACGAGGACUUUAAUUAUGAGUCGCCCAAGAAGAAGUGA
This is a messenger RNA of Plasmodium vivax (malaria parasite P. vivax), 4302 nucleotides long. RefSeq lists its product as hypothetical. Lineage: Eukaryota; Apicomplexa; Aconoidasida; Haemosporida; Plasmodiidae. The record is from RefSeq and is a predicted model, not a curated record. The coding region runs from base 1 to 4302 and encodes 1433 amino acids. The transcript has 2 exons.